AUGGCGACCCCGACAUAUCCUCCGCCGCCGCCGCCGCAGCAGCAGCAGACUUUCUCCCCGUACCAGUCCGCACCCAGGGUACCUUCCCCGAACGUGCACACCCCCGGUGGUCUCGCACUCCCUCCGAAUAAGCGGCCUCGUCUCGACACGAAUCCUUCUUCACCGUACGCAACCUCGCCCGGCUCGCCUUACCUCACAGUGCCAACUCCCGGUCCCCCGACUCCAGCUUACGCAACCCCACAGCCUUUCAACCAACCACAGCCUUUGAACGACAACAUGGCCUCACGCCCGCCUGGCUCUAUGGGCCCCCCGCAACGUCCCGAGAAGCAGGAAAGGAACACGGAUGUGGAGAAUCUUUCAGACGCCGUAACAGCUUCAGGCAUUGAUCUGAGAGAGGAGGAGAACUAUCUCGCCGAAACGUACCGAAACACGCACCAGAAUACCUCCUUCUCCGCGUCCUUCAACUCGCACUCGUCAUCUACGUUGACUCCGAAUAACAGCUUCAACAACUGGUCACCAGGCGCGUACGGCGCGCACCCAGCAUUCCAAGGCACCGGUCCCCUCAGUCAGCCAGCCGUCGCGCAGAGGACGAUAGAGGAAGAGCUUGAUGAGAAGCACCGCAGAGCCGCGCGAGCUGUAGCCGAAAGCAGGCAGCAACAUCUCAACGACCCUUUCCUGCACUCCAACACCGUCCGCUACCGCCUCAACCGCCACGCCUACCAGAACGGCGUCACUCUCAAUAUUGAAGGACUGUUUGACAAGAUCCCAGAGCGGCCACAGAAUGUGUCCACUACCGUUCGUACAGGUGCGGAUGAUACCGGGAUAGUGUCGAUGAAGUCUAGCUUCCUCACGGAAAGCGCCUCUUUCGCAGAUAUCCUCAGCUUGCUCUCCCUGGCGACGAAUGAGCGGCUGCGUGGGAUCCUCGAGGACGCGCAACAGCUCGCGCGAAGUCGCCAAACCAGCUCCAACGGCAUCGUACCCCCAGAUUUCUCCUCCUUGGCCACUGCCAACGGCACCGUCGAACCCACAACCGCCGCGCCCACCUCUGUCACCAAGACAUCCUGGGACGCGCCCGACAGCGCCGUCAGCCCCAUGACUAUCCCGUCGAAGCGCCCCCUCUCCGACACUCAAACCCAGCACCCCCGUCUCCCAACCCUCCCAACGCCCCCACCCGAACCUACGAUCCGCAUCACCUCGCCCCUCGCCCCCGCCCUCGCCGCCCUCACCACCCGCGCCCGCAAACACGAAGAAGCGCGCCUCCGCGCCCGCGCAAAGCGCCUGCGCGCCUCGGACGCCUCCGCCGACCCAGCAGCAGAUACCCCGCCCGCGGCGCUCAUCGCGCCGGAGCAGAAACUCUCGAAGAAGGAGCGCGACCGCAUCGCGAAGGCGGGACAGACCGAGGACGUGCUGCAUCGCAACGCCAACACAACCGCGAGCAUGGCGUUGGGCGGGUUUGGGAAGAAGUAUAGUUGGAUGAGCGGCGGUGCCGCGGGUGGGGCAGGGGCGUCGAGGUCAGGAACGGCGACGCCGGCGAGGCUGAGUACAAAUGUGGGCGGUGCGGCGGGGCUGGGGGGGCCGGUUGGGGGGGCGGGGCCUGCGGUUGCUGCUGCGGCGCCGGUGGAUAAGGAUCUUAGGGCUAGGGAGAACAGGAUGGGGGUGUUGAGGGAGGACGGGGAGGCGGGGAGGGGUCUCCAGUGGAGGGACGUUGUUGCUGCGCUGGAGGCGGAUGGGAGGUGGAAGAAGAGUAUGUCCAGGGUGUUGAGCCUGGGGGAGGAGGAGAUGAAGAGGGUUGCUACCAUGGCGAGAGGGCCGGGUCCAGGUCCAGGUCCGAGCUCUGGUCCGAGAUACUAG
Molecule: messenger RNA, 1851 nt
Organism: Coniosporium apollinis CBS 100218
Lineage: Eukaryota; Fungi; Ascomycota; Dothideomycetes
Exons: 2
Coding region: 1-1851 (616 amino acids)
Biological process (GO): DNA-templated transcription initiation
Cellular component (GO): transcription factor TFIID complex
Source: RefSeq, a predicted model, not a curated record